Molecule: messenger RNA, 2775 nt
Organism: Plasmodium yoelii
Lineage: Eukaryota; Apicomplexa; Aconoidasida; Haemosporida; Plasmodiidae
Product: conserved Plasmodium protein, unknown function
Exons: 2
Coding region: 1-2775 (924 amino acids)
Source: RefSeq, a predicted model, not a curated record
AUGCUAAAUAGAAGAAUAUGGUAUUUAGGAAAUGAUAAAUUAAAGAGAGUUUUUCAAAAUGAUCAGAAAAUUGAGAAUAAUAUUUUUGGAAUACAAUGGUACAACUUUAGUGGAAUAAUUGGAAAAUAUAAUAAACGAGAUAAAAAAAAAUUUAUUAUAUCUUUAAAUAAAAAAAAAAAAAAUUCGAACGAUUUUGUAGAGGGAAAAUAUCAAGAAGAAAAUAUAAAAAAAAGGAAGCAAAGUUUUGAAAAAAAUAUAUAUUUGAAUAAAAUAAAUUUUAAAGAUAAAGAAAAAGUAAAAUUUUAUGACAAGACAGAAAUUAUUGAAACAAAUAAUAUAAAAAAUGAUUAUAUAAGAGAAAUAUUAAAUAAAAAUAAUAUAUUCUAUAUAUAUACAUAUCAAUAUUUAUUAAUUGAAUUUUUUAAGUAUAAUAAUAUUUUUGUUAAUAUAUUAUAUUCCGAUUCAAUGUUAUCAUAUAUUCUUUAUUCCUUUUAUAAAAUAUGUGCUGAUAAAUCUGUUAAGGUUAAUUCGAUUUAUCCCAAUAUUAAUACAAGUGUUAAAGGGGAAGUUGGUAAAAUAGACAAAAGGAAAAUGGGGAUAGAAGAAAAUGUAAAUAAAAGUAAAUAUUCAAAUAGUAUAGAAAUUCAAAAAAAAUAUUUGAAUAAAAAUAUGGAUGAUAAUAUCAAACAGACUAAUAAAGGUGAUAAUAAAGGUGAUACGAAGUGUGAUAAUAAAGGCGAUAAUAAAGGCGAUAAUAAAGGCGAUAAUAAAGGCGAUAAUAAAUGUGAUAAUAAAGGCGAUAAUAAAGGCGAUAAUAAAGGCGAUAAUAAAGGCGAUAAUAAAGGCGAUAAUAAAGGCGAUAAUAAAGGCGAUACGAAGUGUGACAAAAUAGAUAAAGAAAAUAAAGUUCUUUUGGUAGGAUGCUCAGAAAACAAAAUAUCUGAAAUGUAUGAAACCAUAAUGAAUUUUAAAAAUGUAAAUAUAUUAACAUAUAUAAUUUCAAAUGAAGAAAGUAUUAGUAAUAUGUCAAAUAAUAUUUUUUUAUAUAAUAUGGUUUUAAUAAAUUUAGAAAAUUUUAAAGAUGAUUAUGAUUUAAGCAUAUUAAUAGAAUAUGUUAAUUUUAUAGUUAUAGAUGAUAUAUAUGAAAUUUAUAAAAAUAAAAAAUCAAAUUUAUUAAAAAAUAUUUUAAAAAUUUACAAAAAAAAUCAUGAAAAUGAUAAAUCUUAUAAAAAUUUACAAAUCAUGUUAUUGAACAAAGCUCAUGAUGAAUGGGUAAUAAAAGAAAUAAAACAUUAUUUAAAAAACAUAAAAUAUGGAAUAAAUUAUGAAACACAAUCAUUAAUUGAAUAUUCAUUUAUUAAUAAUAUAAGUCAAGAUCAAACAAAUCACAAAAAACAAGAUAUACCAAUUAAUGAAAUAAAUCGAUUUCAUUAUUUUAAUUUAAAUAGUUAUAAAAAAAAUAAUUGCACACACAUGAGUGUAAAUAUACCUUAUAAUGAUGAUAAAAAAUUUUUAGUUUUAUUUUAUAUGUUAAAUAUAAAUAAAGAUAAAAAAAUUGUAAUAUAUUAUAACAAAAACGACAUAUACUCUUUUUAUAGUUAUAUUAAUUCUUAUAUGCCCUGUAUAUUUAUAUCUAAUACAUAUAAAAAUAAUUUAAAAAAUAAUAUUAUUAGCAAUUUUAAUAAAAAUAAUAAUUAUAUUUUAAUUACUGAUGAUCGAAAUAUUAAAAAAUUUAAUCAGAUUAAUGCUAAUCUUUUUAUACAUUAUAAUUUUCCAGAAAAUAUCAGCUCUUAUAUAGAUUUAUUAAUUGACGGGUUUGUAAAAAAAAAUAAAAAUAAAGAUGAAGCAACUAGAAAGGACCGCGCUUAUAUUAAUGAUGCUAACGAAAUAUGUCGAAACGGAAACAUUUCUGGAAAUUAUGGCAGGGCAAAUGGCAGUGUAAAUAAUGGCAGUGUAAAUAAUGACAGUGCAAAUAAUGACAGUGCAAAUAAUGACAGUGCAAAUAAAUUUUGUAAUGCUUUAGAAAAAGAGGUCUCAGCCUUUACCACCGAAAAGAUAUAUUCCAUUUUAUUUUAUAACAAAAAAAAAGAUCAUAAAGAAUAUAAAAUAUUAGAUAAUGUUUUUAAUUUUACAAAUUAUGAGUUACCCUCAAUGAGAAAUAUAAAAAAUAAUUUCUUAAAUUUUUUGAUCUAUGAAAUUACAAGUGCUAAUAUAGAAAGUGAUAAACAUUUAGAGGAAGCAAAACAUAUUUAUGAAAAAUAUGGACAUAAUUUUAUAUCUGCUUCGUUACAUUAUAUUAUGGAAAAAAAGUUAUAUAAAAAAAGUUUUAAAAAUAAAGAAUAUACAAAUAUAACAUUUAUUGUUGAAAGAAAUGUAUUUUUAAAUACAAAAAAUAAAUUGAUCGAUUUUUUAAAUAAUUUAUUAAAUUUUAAUAAAAAUAUUGGUGAUAUUAAAUUUUUUAUUCAAAAUUAUUUAUAUAGUAAAAGAGGAUAUAUUAUGUCCCUUCCUGAGAGUAUAUAUAAUAUAAUACAUAAAAAUAAAAAUGACAUAAAAAAUAUAGACAAAUAUAAUAAUAUACAUAUGUACAUUUUGUAUAAUAAUUAUCAAAAGCAUUUGAGAACUGGAUCUAUAGUAAGGGGGAAAUAUCAAUCAAAAAAAUCAAUCAGACGAUUGAAAAAAAGAAUGAAUAUAAAACAGGAACAUGCUGAAAUUAACAAAAUGAAGAAUAAACUAUUUUCAACAAUUAAGUUGAAUAAAAGAAAUGUAAACCCUUGA